ACGCAUCGACCGCACUACGUUUCAUCACAUAUCCUUCGAGAUUAUCCAACAGCCAGCAUGCGUCAGGAUUAUACGUUUCAACAACACAGUAGCAUCCCACCACAGAGAUCUCUCGUUCUCAAGCUCUGAAGUUGCGGUCCGAUAGCGCUCCAAAGGCCGUAUACACAUACGCACAGAGAAACAGAAGAGAGAGAGAGAGAGAAUAAAAAAAAAGAGAGAUAAAUGGAAGGAAACAGGAUAGUGGGUGUGGCAGUGGAUUUCUCGACGUGCAGCAGGAAAGCUCUAAAAUGGGCGGUGGAUAACCUGGUCCGCAACGGUGAUCACCUUAUUCUCGUUACCAUACGUCCCGAAGGGAACUAUGAGGAGGGAGAGAUGCAACUCUGGGAAGUCAGCGGUUCCCCUUUAAUCCCUCUACAUGAGUUUUCUGAUCCCGUGAUUAUGAAGAAGUAUGGAGUGAACCCUGAUCCAGAGACCCUGGACAUUGCGAACACUGCUGCGAACCAGAAACAGGUUGUUGUGGUUAUGAAGAUCUUCUGGGGUGAUCCUCGCGAGAAGAUAUGUGAAGCUAUCGAUAAGGUCCCUUUGAGCUGCCUUGUUAUAGGAAACAGAGGGCUUGGCAAAAUUAAGAGGGCUAUAAUGGGCAGCGUAAGCAACUAUGUGGUGAAUAACGGAACCUGCCCUGUUACAGUUGUGAAGCAGACCGACCAUUAAAGGUAGGUCUUUUACUCUGUUGCUCCAUGAGGAAUAAGGCAUAUAGGAUCUCUUUUGCUGAACGGAAUCCUAUCUUCCGUAGGAUCUACCCUACAAAUAAUUGUGUUGCUUGCAACUCUCUGUCAAAUUGGACAAGUUUCCUAGUAUGGAUAUUGAUGAAGUUAGCAUAAGUGAGCACUUACAAUGUAAUCCACUCGUUUUCGCAAUGAGAUUAAUGGUUCUCGGUGUAAUCAUUCCUGCAGAUUCUAAUAUUGCUAAAAUGCUGUUUAAUUUAGCAUUUUAGAAUUAUAUAUUUACAGCUAUCCGUUUGUUUUCA
This is a messenger RNA of Hevea brasiliensis (rubber tree), 1027 nucleotides long. Its product is annotated as universal stress protein PHOS34. The record is from RefSeq and is a predicted model, not a curated record. NCBI's taxonomy places the organism in Eukaryota, Viridiplantae, Streptophyta, Magnoliopsida, Malpighiales, Euphorbiaceae. The transcript is spliced from 4 exons. The coding region runs from base 223 to 711 and encodes 162 amino acids.